CCUUGAACAGGGAAAAUCUAUACCAACGUCUUUAUUGUAUAGCAUAUUUACUGUAAUGCUCUAUUUCACUACACAUGGGAGUAAAACAUUUAGCAUGACACGGCACGACUGUGAAAACAUUGUCUAAAAUCAUUGUACAAAUUCAAUAAAAUACACUUUUAACACUGGAUAUCAGUAACACUGUUAUAUACUAUUGUAUACAUUUAUUGGGAAUAACCAUAUCAGAAGGUUGACUUGUACCAUGUAAGUUAUUUUAUAACGGAGUUAACUUGUAUUAGAUAUAGCAAAAGAAAAAUGUCUGACGAAGAGGAUGACACGUUUAAGAUUUACAAUCCCUGGAAUUUUAUCCACUCUGCAGAGUUCACCACAGAUAUAAUUAUAGAGGAUGUCAAGGAGAUAUAUUCAACGGGCCCGGCUGAGACGGCAGAAGGAGAAAUAGUGCAACAGGACAGCCAGGAACCGGUUCAGUACUGUUCCUACACCCGUGAGGAAGAUGAAGGCGAUGUGCAUGAGGAGAAAUUUAUCCUCCGAUUUCUUGCCACAAACACUGACAAUAUUCACAGAUAUCUUUGGGUCACAGAUAGUGGUGAAGUACGGACUGAUGGAGGAUACACAAAUAUAGCAACAUUUUUUGAAGUGAUACAUUGGUGCAGUCCCCAUCAGAAUAACUACCAACUGAUCUGUUACGGUGGCGGAUGUAAGGGACAUAUCCUCUACAUGGACGGUACAAACCUUUGCACAAGGAAAUAUAAUGAAGCAACAGAUGACACAGACAUCACGACCAAAUUCCAAAUGUGUCCGAGGGGAGAUGACAUCUCUGUGCGGGCUUUCAUUUCAAAGACUGGUGUUCCUCUAUAUUUUGAUGACGAUGGAAACUACAGACCGGAAGGGCCACCCACCCCUCGAGGAAAUUCCACAGAAGAUGCCGUGUCGAGACUUCACCCGUUGUACUUUAUAACUUCUAACGUAAAGGUUUUAAGAGUUACAUCAGUUUAAGCUCCUGUAACAACAGUAUUAAGUGACACAAGUAGUAAAAUCUACAGACUGCUAGAUAGUAUAUUGUUGCACAGUUUGGGGAACAAGUUAUUAUGUCAAGUCAUGAUCUCAUUUUAUUUUUUGACAUUACCAAACACACUUCUAUUCUGUCUGAACUUUCAUGUAUUUUAAUAUUAGGCCAGCCUUUAAAUUACUGUGUUUCAAGUCCUUCAACCCAUACCAUUAAAGUCAGGGUAGCUAGGUCAGGAUUUAUUUUAUUUAUUUCUAUACAUUUGUUUUUUGUUAAAUUAAAUACAUUUUCAAUAAGAGUUGCGUUUAAUAUAAUGUGUGAUCUAUAAAAUCAAUCUGUGCCUACCGAACAUUAUCUACUUGUUCAGCAAUGCACAACCAACCAUUACACAUCUGUAAUCUGUACCAUCAGUUUGAUUCAAAAGUAACAAAACUGAAGUAAUAGUUUCUUUAAGAAUUGAAAACAUACAUCCUAAAUCAAAAUCGCUGCUUUUAUAUUGUGUUAAAAGUAUAUUUGGUGGCAAUUUUCUGGUAGGCAACAGGGGGUGGGGAAACAAAAAAUAUUUAUUUUAGGCCCUAUUAUUAUAAUGGAUUUUGGUCCAGGUGACCUAUUAAAAUGGGCAAAGGUCAAAAAUAUUCAAAUACUGUUGGGUGAAAGAGUGAGUGAUAGUUUCUAGAUUAUGUUGUUACAACAAGGGUAAAAUUAUUGUUUCACUAAAUCAUUAUAAUAAACUGUGCCUGGCUGUGUUUUCAUUACACAUAUGCUGUGCAUAAAUGAAUGUAUUUUCAACAAAUAUUUUUACAAACAUUUAAUUAAGGCUUCUACACCAAUAUAGACUGUAAAAUAUCUUCAUCCACAAAGCUGUGAUCACAGCAUCAACAUACAUAAUCUGCUAAACCCUUACAUUUAGAAAAACAGUUUAUUAAGCCAUUCCUUCACAAUUGUUAUAAAUUGUUCAAGGGACACAACUCCAUGUAAGAAUAUUGAAUGAUAAAUCAACAUAAUUUAUAUCAUUACAACAUAACAGGGUUGCUACAUUUGUCCUGUAUCAAAUUGUCUGAGGUGUGUAAGCACAGAGGGUGGUUUAGCCUUCAAGUUGUAAAAUUCAAGCUUCUCCAGCUAUUUUUUAUCUGCACCAAUGAAGGUGGUUGGGGUUGAAAAUGCACUCCUUCCGCAAAAUGCAUCACUCCCAUAGAUAUAUGGUAUAGAGCAGCACUAACAAUUAUAUAUUCAACACAUUUUAAACUGAACAUUGCAGGUUUCCUAUUUCAUAUUUACUAAAAAUGUAUGUGAUAUCAAGAAAACCUGUGUCACUAACCCAAAAGAACGAAACUAUUUUGCAAUAAAUACUGCAGGUCAAAAACUGUAUGUCAUUAACUACACCAACUGUAUAACUUGUGACUUUUUGCACAAAUACAUAAAAUACACACUGCAAAAUCACCAAAUGUUCAUCAUGUUCAUAGUGGACUUAUAUUCAUGGAUUUCUGGGUUGAAUCAAUCCACAAAAUUAUAUUCUGACAGAUAGGAAAAUUCUAUAAUUUCGAUUCAAAACAAAAAUAAGAAAUCCACAAACUCAUGUUGCUACAAAAUCGCCAAUUUUGUCAAAACUACAAAGUUUUAUGCCCAUGAAAUUAAAAAAAUUUAACAGUAUUAAACAUAUUGUAUGUUAUAUACUAUUUAUCAAUCACUUAUAACUAUAAUAUAUUUUUGAUUAUGAAAUAUUUUCAUAAUUAUCAAAUCAAAAAUGAGAACAUCCGCUGCUAUAAAAAAUUUUUUAUUAUUAUUUUGUACAUUCUUGCUUAUUUGUUCUGUAUGUGUUUUACAAUGCUUGGUUUACAUUUGUGCAAUAAACACAUACAAAAUAUU
Molecule: messenger RNA, 2872 nt
Organism: Mercenaria mercenaria
Lineage: Eukaryota; Metazoa; Mollusca; Bivalvia; Venerida; Veneridae
Exons: 5
Coding region: 295-996 (233 amino acids)
Source: RefSeq, a predicted model, not a curated record